Messenger RNA from Pediculus humanus corporis (human body louse), 999 nucleotides. RefSeq names its product beta-1,3-galactosyltransferase, putative. The transcript has 2 exons. The record is from RefSeq and is a predicted model, not a curated record. Lineage: Eukaryota; Metazoa; Arthropoda; Insecta; Psocodea; Pediculidae. The coding region runs from base 1 to 999 and encodes 332 amino acids. Gene Ontology annotation, biological process: glycosaminoglycan biosynthetic process. Gene Ontology annotation, cellular component: membrane. Gene Ontology annotation, molecular function: UDP-galactosyltransferase activity.
AUGUUUGUGAGUUUGGCUAAACUACAACAAGUAAAUUGGAUUCGGAUAUUAAAAAGAACAAUUUUAUUUUCAUUUAAAUCGAAAAUAUACAUUUCUCUCAUAUCUGAUUAUGCAAAUGCAGAAGUGUUUUUGGUCGUUUUCGUUUUUUCAAGUAUCGGUAAUUAUAAUAAAAGACAAACGAUUAGAGAAACAUGGCUAUCAGAAUUGUCUACGCAUAAAGAUUUAAAACAUUAUUUUGUUAUAAGUAGUGAAAGUGCGAAAGACGAUGAAAAUUUACUCAUUUCUGUGGAACGAGAAAAACACAAAGACCUAUUAAUUUUUCACAAGUUGAAAGAUUCAUUUUAUCUUCUCACAUCGAAAUUGGUGGCAUCGUUCGGUUGGUUAACUAACUCCACCGUUUUAGGCGAAGAAGGAAAAUCGAAUACUCUCAGGCCAUUUAAUAGAUUUAAGUUUGUUUUAAAAUGUGAUGAUGACACUUUUGUUCGUGUGAGAGAAGUCAUCAACGAACUUAAAACAGUUUAUUCUGGAGACAAAGGUAGAAAUUUAUACUGGGGAUUUUUCGAUGGUAGAGCAAAAGUUAAAAAAGGGGGAAAGUACAAAGAGGAAGAGUGGAACAUUUGUGAUUAUUACAUACCAUAUGCUUUGGGGGGCGGUUAUAUUUUAUCAGAGUCUUUGGUAUCAUUCAUAGCGACAAAUGAGAAAUUUUUAAAAAAAUAUAGAAAUGAAGAUGUGUCUGUCGGUGCUUGGUUAAGUAGUUAUAACAAUUUGAAUAGAGUUCACGAUACAAGGUUCGAUACUGAAUAUAUUUCUCGUGGUUGUCAUCAAUCUUAUUUAGUCACUCAUAAACAUUCUGAGACAGCCAUGAGAAAUUUUCACAAUAAUUUAAAAAAUACUGGUCAUUUGUGUCAAAGAGAAUUUAAAACGAGAAUGUCAUAUAAUUACGAUUGGCAAGCACUUCCGAGUAAAUGUUGCUUACGAGUUAAUUCAAACAUACCAUAA